CCCAGCGUCCCCUCUAUCCCCAGUGUCCCCACCAUCCCCUCUAUCCCUGUCCCCCCUCUCUCCCCAUUGUCCCCCUGUCCCCCAUUGCCCUCCAGUCCUGCCAUUGUUCCCCUGUACCCUCAGUGCCCCCCAUUGUCUCCCUGUCUCCCAAUUGUCCCCCAGUGUCCCCCACCAUCCCUGUGUCCCCUCUGUCCCCAGUGUCCUCACCAUCCCUGUGUCCCUCUGUCCCCAGUGUCCUCACCAUCCCUGUGUCCCCUCUGUCCCCAGUGUCCUCACCAUCCCUGUGUCCCUGUGUCCCCUCUGUCCCCAGUGUCCUCACCAUCCCUGUGUCCCUGGGUCCCCUCUGUCCCCAGUGUCCUCACCAUCCCUGUGUCCCUGGGUCCCCUCCCAGUGCCCCCUGUGUCCCUCUGUCCCCACCAUCCCGCAGUGCCCCCUCUACCUGCAGUGUCCCCUCUAUCCCCACCAUCUCAGUGUCCCCUCUGCCCACUGUGUCCCCACCAUCUCCUCUACCCCCGUCCCCCCAUUGUCCCCCCGUCCCCGUCGCCGCCAUGCCGGACGCGGUGCACCACAUCCACCUGCGCACCUUCAGCCGCUCGCUGCUGCGGGCGCUGGACGGGCAGCGCGCCCGCGGCCGCUUCUGCGACGUGACGGUGCGCGCCCGCGGCGCCUCGCUGCGCGCCCACCGCUGCGUGCUGGCCGCCGGCAGCCCCUUCUUCCACGACAAGCUCAGCCUGGGCCACUCGGCCAUCGAGGUGCCGCCCGUGGUGCCCGCGGCCGCCGUGCGCCAGCUGGUGGAGUUCCUGUACAGCGGCAGCCUGGCGGUGCCGCGCUCCGAGGCGCUGCCGCUGCUGACGGCCGCCGCCGUGCUGCGCAUCGAGGCCGUCAUCGGAGAGUGCGCCCGGAUCCUGGCGCAGGCGCGGCCCCUGGCGCCCGCGCUGAGCGCCGAGAUGGGCGCGGGGAUGGGCACGGAGGUGGGCGCGGAGAUGGGCACGGAGGUGGGCGCGGAGAUGGGCGCUGAGAUGGGCGCUGAGAUGGGCGCUGAGAUGGGCGCUGAGAUGGGCACUGAACUGACCGCAGAACUGACCGCGGAGAUGGGCACGGAGAUGGGCACGGAACUGACCGCUGAGGUGGGCAUGAAGGUGGGCACGGAGAUGGGCACACCAGUGGCCAGAGAACUGACCACGGAGAUGGGCACGCCGCUGACUAAGGAACUGACCGCUGAGAUGGCUACGGAGAUGGGCACUGAGGUGGCCACGCUGCUGACACCGGCACUGACCGCUGAGAUGGGCACGGAGAUGGGCACACCACUGUCCACACCGCUGGCAAUGCCGCUGACCAAGGGACUGACCGCUGAGAUGGGCACAGAGAUGGGCACUGAGAUGGGCACACCACUUACCGGAGAACUGACCACUGAGAUGGCCAGGGAGAUGGCCACACCACUGUCCACACCGCUGGCUGCUGAGGUGGCCACGGAGAUUGGCACGGAGAUGGCCACACCACUGACCACAGAACUGACCUGUGAGAUGGCCACAGAGAUGGCCAAACCACUGACCAGACAGCUGACCACUGAGAUGGGCACGGAGAUGAUCACACCACUGUCCACAGAACUGUCCACAGAACUCACCACAAAGCUGGCCACACCGCUGACCAGAGAACUGACCACAGAGCUGACCAGGCCGCUGUCCACACCGUUGUCCACACCACUGACCCCAUCCCUGACCACAGAACUGUCCACACCACUGACCAGAGAACUGUCCACACCACUGACCAGAGAACUGUCCGCACCACUGACCAGAGAACUGUCCACACCGCUAUCCACACCGCUGUCCACACCACUGCCCACGCAGAUGCCCAGAGGGCUGCCCACGGCGCUGCCCAGCAGCGGGCACAGCCGCAAGCAGCGCCAGCCGCUGCGCCUGCCGCCCGUCCCGCUCAAGGAGGAGCGCCCGGAGGAGGAUGAGGAUGGCGAGGAGGAGGAUGAGGAGGCGGCGGGGGAUGAAGGCGCCCCCCGGGCCCCGCUCUCCCUGCCCCGUUUCGGUGCCGCCAUCGCCGCCCCCGAGGCGCCGUGGGUGGGGCCCGGCGGGGGCGGGGCCGGGGCGCCGCCGUGGUGGGCGGGGCCGGGGGUGGGCGGGGCUCUCAGGGCCCCCCCGGUGCCCCCCGGAGCCCCCCGGGGCCGGGCCCAGCCCCCGCCCCCGUACCUGUGCGGGCACUGCCAGAAGAGCUUCAGCUCCCGCAAGAACUACAGCAAGCACCUGUUCAUCCACUCAGGUGAGAAGCCCCACCAGUGCUCGGUGUGCUGGCGCUCCUUCUCGCUCCGCGAUUACCUGCUGAAGCACAUGGUGACGCACACGGGCGUGCGCGCCUUCCAGUGCUCCGUGUGCUGCAAGCGCUUCACGCAGAAGAGCUCGCUCAACGUGCACAUGCGCACGCACCGCCCCGAGCGCCGCCCCGAGCGCCGCCUCGCCCGCCGCGGCUGCGCGCCACGGGCCGCCAUCAGCAGGCACGUGGGACAGCACGGCACGGCGAUGGGGACCGUGAUGGGGACAGCGAUGGGACUGCCAACAGGGACAGCGACGGGGACACCGAUGGGACUGCCAACGGGGACAGCGACGGGGACAGCAAUGGGGACGGCGAUGGGACUGCCACCAGGGACAGCGAUGGGGACAGCGAUGGGACUGCCAACAGGGACAGCGAUGGGGACACCGAUGGGACUGCCAACGGGGACAGCGACGGGGACAGCAAUGGGGACAGCAACGGGGACAGCGAUGGGGACGGCGAUGGGACUGCCAACAGGGACAGCAACGGGGACAGCGACGGGGACAGCGAUGGGGACGGCGAUGGGACUGCCACCAGGGACAGCGAUGGGGACAGCGAUGGGACUGCCAACAGGGACAGCGAUGGGGACACCGAUGGGACUGCCGACGGGGACAGCGACGGGGACAGCAAUGGGGACAGCAACGGGGACAGCGAUGGGGACGGCGAUGGGACUGCCACCAGGGACGGCGAUGGGACUGCCACCAGGGACAGCGAUGGGGACAGCGAUGGGACUGCCAACAGGGACGGUCAUCACCAGGGCUGCCACCGGGGCCACCACUGCCACCAGGGCCACCGCUUAG
This is a messenger RNA of Melospiza melodia melodia, 3116 nucleotides long. RefSeq names its product zinc finger and BTB domain containing 45 (gene ZBTB45). The record is from RefSeq and is a predicted model, not a curated record. Bases 549 to 3116 code for a protein of 855 amino acids. Gene Ontology annotation, biological process: regulation of transcription by RNA polymerase II. Gene Ontology annotation, molecular function: RNA polymerase II cis-regulatory region sequence-specific DNA binding; DNA-binding transcription factor activity, RNA polymerase II-specific; protein binding. Lineage: Eukaryota; Metazoa; Chordata; Aves; Passeriformes; Passerellidae. The transcript has 3 exons.